Molecule: messenger RNA, 708 nt
Organism: Drosophila novamexicana
Lineage: Eukaryota; Metazoa; Arthropoda; Insecta; Diptera; Drosophilidae
Product: early growth response protein 1-A-like
Exons: 3
Coding region: 88-603 (171 amino acids)
Biological process (GO): regulation of transcription by RNA polymerase II
Cellular component (GO): chromosome
Molecular function (GO): chromatin insulator sequence binding
Source: RefSeq, a predicted model, not a curated record
AAAAAAAAAAAAACUCAAAAAAUAUGCAUCAUCAUUCACACAGCGCCCCAUUUAAAGUAUCGCAAGUAUAUCGCCUCCUCUAUACAUAUGCGAAACGUGUACAUAAUCAAGCUGUCUCUAUCAUCAACCACUGCAACUGCUCUCUGCAUCAGCUCAGUAUCAGCCUCACGCUUCAUCAACAAACAAAACCACCAACAGUCCAUCAAUCAAUCAAUCAAUCAACCAAUCAAUCAACCAACAAGCAAAUUGAACACAAUAAAAAGUUGCAUACCACACACUAAUUCGCCCGGCAGCUACGCCUCCAACUCCAGCCAAACGCCGCCGCCAACCAGCUCGGCGGCGCAUUCACUGAUCCGGGACUAUUGGUAUGAGCUGAAGUUUUCGGAUUUAUUCAAGUUCAUAAAUCCGGAUGGACGCUAUCAGUGCCCCAGAUUCAAUUGCCUGAAGAGCUACAAGGACGCCAGCUCAUUGCAACGACAUAUCAGAUAUGAAUGUGGUGGACAGAAAAAAUUUCGCUGUCUGAUGUGCGGCAAAGCAUUUUCACAAAGCUCCCACCUAAAGCGGCACCUUGAGUCCGGUGUCUGUGUCAAAUAUUACUUAUGAGAUAAUGUAUUCUUUAAAAUCAAAUAGAAUAAGCGUUAUCCGCAUAGGCAAAGUGCAACAUUUUGUUGAGCAAAACCAAAAACAAAACCGUAAAUUCAAAAAUAA